Syngnathoides biaculeatus (alligator pipefish) is the source of this 3519-nucleotide messenger RNA. RefSeq names its product fibroblast growth factor receptor substrate 3 (gene frs3). The coding region runs from base 568 to 2397 and encodes 609 amino acids. Gene Ontology annotation, biological process: sodium ion transmembrane transport; cell surface receptor protein tyrosine kinase signaling pathway. NCBI's taxonomy places the organism in Eukaryota, Metazoa, Chordata, Actinopteri, Syngnathiformes, Syngnathidae. Gene Ontology annotation, cellular component: cytoplasm; membrane. The record is from RefSeq and is a predicted model, not a curated record. The transcript has 15 exons.
AACAUAGUUCAUGAUUUAUGAAAAAUGGAAAAAGAAAGUAUUGAUAGCGAGAUACCGCAUCUCCUCAAUAAAUCCCAGGGAGUGCAGAAAAAGGCAGCGCCGUACAUCACAUGAUGAUAAAGAUCUGCUACUUGCCGCGGAGGAUAUUUUUAUAGCGACCGCACGAUUGUCUUUUAUUUUCCUUUCUCACAAUUUCGGGCUCACCACGGCAAAUUCCCAGUUGGCAGAUAAACGCAGCCUGUUUACAGGCACUGACAUAACAGGGACGGCUCAGCUGAUUCGGUUUAGUUGUUAGCAACUGUGCUAAUCUCGGGGCUGCUCCUGUCUCAGUGGAAAAAUACAGCAGGGAAGUGGUGUAUACCUUGAACCUUUGUCAGAGCCAAACACUUUCUCAAGUGCGGCCGCACGGUGCGGAGCGCAGCGUCUGGCGACCGGCGGCUUUGAUUCCCACUCUGGCUCCGCUCAUGACUUUUUGUUUGUAUAGAAAGCCUGCGGUGCAUCCACCCGAGAGGAAUACUGAUCACUUUGUUGUUGCAGUAAGCAACUGUCGGGGGAGGGGGCUUUGUGAUGGAGGGGGAAUUCCUGAAAGGAAGCAGCCGUGAAGCGGCCGGUCGAGGCAACAAUCUGGCGAAGAAGGCGCAGCUGCUGGACCGCGGCAAGUGGGCAAACAAGUUGGAGUUCCUGCUGGCCGUGGCGGGGACCCUGGUGGGCCUGGGGAAUCUCUGGAGGUUCCCUUAUUUGUGCUACAAAAAUGGGGGAGGGGCAUUUUUGGUUCCAUAUGUUUUAUUUCUUCUGGCCUGCGGUAUCCCCAUGUUCCUCCUGGAGACGGCCAUGGGCCAGUAUACAUCUCAAGGAUGCAUUACAUGCUGGAGGCACUUCUGCCCUUUGUUCGAAGGGAUUGGCUACGCAACCCAGGUAGUGAUUGCCUACGCUGCGGUGUCGUACAUCGUCAUCCAGGCCUGGGCGUUCUUCUAUCUCUUCUCAUCCUUCAGUGCGGAGGUUCCGUGGGCCAGCUGCAGGAACAUCUGGAACACAGAUAAUUGUGUUGAAUUUGACAAAAAAAAUGCGUCAAGUAAUUGGACGGCACCGGCAAAUUCGACAACUCCUGCAACGGAAUUCUGGGAGCGACGAGUUCUGGGGAUAUCCAAGGGGAUAGAAGAGAUCGGCAGCCUGAGGUGGGAGCUGGCCUUGUGUCUCUUGCUGGCUUGGAUUCUGUGCUACUUCUGUGUUUGGAAAGGAGUGAGAUCCACUGGAAAGGUAGUUUACUUUACGGCCACUUUCCCUUAUGUCAUGUUGGUUGUUCUGUUGGCUCGUGGACUAACUUUACCCGGUGCCAUGGACGGCAUCGUUUUCUACCUCUAUCCUGACCCGACAAGGUUGGUGGACCCUCAAGUUUGGAUGGAUGCAGGUGCACAAGUCCUGUUCUCCUUUGGGAUUUGUCAGGGGAGUUUGACAGCCCUCGGCAGUUACAACGAGUUUAAUAAUAACUGCUACAAGGACACGUUUGUUCUGUGUUUGGUGAAUGCUGGUUCAAGCUUUGUGGCGGGCUUUGCUAUCUUUUCCGUUUUGGGUUUCAUGUCCUACGAACAAGGAUUGCCAAUAUCUGUAGUGGCUGCCACUGGACCCGGCCUGGCUUUUAUCGCGUAUCCACGAGCCGUUGCAAUGAUGCCCCUGCCUCAGUUGUGGUCCAUCUGCUUCUUCAUCAUGGUCAUCCUGCUGGGUGCCGACACACAGUUUGUCAGCUUGGAGUGCCUGAUGACCUCCGUCACCGAUAUGUUCCCGACUGUUUUCCGGAGGGCUUAUCGACGAGAGCUGCUGCUGCUUUGUCUCUGCUCCGUUUGCUUCUUCCUCGGCCUUCUUCUCGUCACCGAGGGGGGCUUGUAUUUCCUUCAGCUUUUUGACCAUUACGUCUGUAGCGGCAACAACCUGCUCCUCCUAUCGGUGUGUCAGUCCAUAGCAAUUGGAUGGAUCUAUGGUGCAGAUCAUCUGUAUGACAACAUUGAAGAAAUGAUAGGGUAUCGUCCGUGGCCACUAAUGAAGAUUUGCUGGCUUUACAUCACCCCCGCCGUGUGUCUGGGUACCUUCGUCUUCUCCCUGGUGAGGUACAAGCCUCUAAAAUUCAACAAAACCUACGUGUACCCCACCUGGGCCUACGUUUUGGGCUGGUGCCUGGGCCUGUUCUGCGUUCUGCUGGUGCCUCUCUGGAUCGUCUUUAAAGUGACGCGGAUGAAGGGCACAGUAUGGCAGAACCUCAAGCAGCUUUGCCGCCCGGAAAACAAGCCCCACGACUCGCCAAAGCAACCUGAGCAGUACCCGCUUAAUCCCAGCAAAGCGUUGGCUCCUGCUGCCAACGAGUACAAGGCGAGCGGCGGCGUUGAAAUGGAGGCGCAAGUAUGAGACGGCGAACGUUUCAAAAAAGUUUUUCUGCAAGCUAGCCGGUUUGAAGUUCUUCUGCCACUAGAUGAGACCACUCUCAACUCGUCUCCGUUUAUUACUUAGUGGUUCUUGCGCUUAGAUAAGCUUCACCUUAAAUCAUUUUCAUUUGUCAAGUCUGCCAACAAACGCGCGGUGACAUUUUCCUUCGCAAGUUUUGAGCACUGGCUGCCGCGCUAAAGUUGUCAUGAGAACCGAUGAGGAAACCGUACCAAAAUUGAAACGCCGUGGUUAUGUUUGAUCGGGGAAUAAGUCCCGCCAAGAUGAGUGCCUGUGUAAACUUUUUCGUGUACCCGCGCAAACUCCCAGAACGCUCGAUUUGGGCAGGAAAAACACGACGUUUGGCCUGUUUUAUUCCGGUAAAUGACAAAAAAAAAUAGAAAAAAUGAUGUCUCCUUCCAUUUCUCCCAACAGUUGACAAAAUUCUUAUGAGAACAUGCUCGACUACUCCUUUAUUUAUUAGCGCGUCAUCGGCACUGCCAAUUUUCUCCGCGAGGACGCAAGAAUUAGCGCGUUUUGCAGCGCACGCGUGAGCUGGUUGGAAUUUGAAUUCUUGAUUGCACGUUUUUAAGGAGACUUUCAUGGACAAAAACCUUAUUUUUACGUAUGAAACCAGACUUUUUUUUUUUUUUUUUUGGGUACCAAAAAUGUUGGCGGGAUUUUUUUUAAAAACAAGAUGUUCAUGUAGCUUGUUUUAUAAGAAUGACUCAAAUGUACAUCUUUUUGAUCCGAGCUGUCUAUUUUCUACAUCUCUGCCUUUUCAAAAAAUGUUUACUGACUGAACAGAGUGUUGACAUCUCUUACUAACCUCAGCAAUACAACUCAUCUCAUGUUACUGAACUCUUCUUAAAACCUGGUUCUAUUUUGUCAUCUUAACAUUCAUGUUGUCUUUUAUUUUGCGUUUGUCCAGUCGAUGUAGACCAUGGUUACGAUCGUUGUGUUAGAAACACGUUUUUUUUCCCAAUUAUACUCAUACUCGCAUACAAUACAUUUUGUUAUCUUCUGCUUACACCUCCUGAGUUUAAGAAUACUAAAAUCAUCCAAAACCAUGUUGUGCACACAAUAAAACAAAGUUGUUGAGUACGA